This is a messenger RNA of Solanum dulcamara, 690 nucleotides long. RefSeq lists its product as uncharacterized. Bases 1 to 690 code for a protein of 229 amino acids. Lineage: Eukaryota; Viridiplantae; Streptophyta; Magnoliopsida; Solanales; Solanaceae. The transcript has a single exon. The record is from RefSeq and is a predicted model, not a curated record.
AUGAACAGACCUAGUAUGGCUAAAGCAAGGGUGGGAAUUGAUUUAUUGAAGCCUCUUGUCCAUAACGUUUGGGUGGGAACUGAAGAUGACAACACUCCUUUAAGAGAUUUUUCUCAAAAAAUCGAAUAUGAAAAUAUCCCCAAAUUUUGUAAACAUUGCAAAAAGCUUGGACAUAAUAUGAUCAAUUGCAGAGUUCUAGAAAAGAUAAAUGAGACUGAAAAGAAAGAGGCACUACAAAAGGAUCAACAAGGAACAAAUCAACAACAUCCAAGAAAUCUGGAACAAGACAACAGGGAAACAAAGUUGCCUGAAGAAGCUGAAACAACUCCCAACAGAGGAAGGGAAAUGCAAAAUAAAAGGGAGACCAACACAGAAAAAACAAGAGGAAGAAGUGAACCCCCGAGGAAAGCUUAUAAACCAACUGGAAUUAUCUUUUGGCUUGAUAAACCUCAUCCUACAUCUACGACAGAGGUUCAAACCAAUGUAGAGAUCACAAAGAUUAAUAAUAAAAACAAGGCAAAUAAUCAGACCAUCAGUCAACUUAUGUCCUUCAAAUGCAAAUCUGAUAUGGUCAAUAGUGACACUUCCCCUGCAUCAAAAGAAAAGACUUGGAACAUGAGGUCGCUACUACUGAACAGAUCAAUGGAACAAGCGGUAAAGCGAAAGAGAUUGUCGUUGAGAAUAAUAUGA